Molecule: messenger RNA, 1194 nt
Organism: Didymodactylos carnosus
Lineage: Eukaryota; Metazoa; Rotifera; Eurotatoria; Philodinida; Philodinidae
Source: the annotation of a GenBank genome assembly
AUGUUACCUGUCUCCUCUUGGGUGGACAGUGGUUUAAAUCAUAAUAACAACAAUAUAAUGUCGACAAUUACAAGUCCAUGGAUGUCUAUGCUAUCAACACCUACUCAUCACUCUAUUUCCACCUCUUCUAACUCUACUAUGAGUAGUCAUUUAUCAUCAUACACUACUGAUCCAACAAAAUCUAUGGAAAAUUUUUUGGAUAAUGAUAUUUUAAAUCUAGCAGCUGUCGGCAUGUCACGAUCAAAUUCACAGCCCGAUUUAACAACGUUACAGUCGUUAAUGAAUCGACGAACACUAUCUGAAUGUUCAGAUGAUUUAUAUCUAGAUAUGGGUAAUGGAACGGGAAAUAGUAAUACGAUCGAUGAUAUGUUCUUAGGUAUCGAAGCUGAUUUCAUUAAUUCAAACAUCUCUGAUUUUCUCGACUACGAUUUACCCGAUUGUCUAGAUUCGUACGUGGUGAAUAGUGACACGAAAUCAUUAAAUAAUUAUUCAUCUUUUUUCGAUUUUUCAACGCAAACACCUCAAAAUAGUUUUCCACUACAAUUACAACAAACACAACAACCAAUUUUACUUGAGACCACAUUAUCUACAGUACAACAACAGCAAACAAUCGGCGAUUCAACAUCUACGAGUUCUCGUCCAAGUCGAAGUGCACCACCAAGUCCAAAACAAGUACGAAAAAAACAACGUUCAUCAAUCACUAAAACAUGGGCAAAAAUGUCACCAGAUGAACAAUCAAAUACUAUCACAGAAUUGACAACAAUUAUCAAUGAACAAUUGGGACGUCGUGAACAAUUAGAAAUUAUUCGCAUUUUACAACCAGACGGUGUACAAAUUCAAAAAAAUCAGACUGAAUUUAUCUUAGAUUUUCAAUCAAUGAAUGAUGAAAAAUAUCGACGUAUUCGAAAUAUUAUCAAAUUUAAUGUUGAAACCUUUAAUGAUAAUACUUGUAAUACUAAACAGGACACUCUCUCGGAGACAAAUAGUCUCUCAAAUAAAUCAUCAUCAGCAAAUUCUGGUGGUACGAACAGUCAACAAGAUCCAUUGAAACGAAUCGAGAAAAUUCUACGAUUACGUCAACGUAAAGAACAGCGGCAAGCAAUGAAAGAACAAAAAUCGGGUCUUUUUUUAAAACAUGAAGUGAUGGAAUUGACGAAAUGUGAUGAAGAUAUUGAAGUCGAUAUUUUGUCUUGA